AUGCCUGAAAGCAGGCCCUUGAAGAGCAACAUCAACGUUGGUUGCCACAUUGAUGCGAUGGGGCUCACAGCCGCGUUCAAAGGAAUGGACCCUUCGGGGGUGGCUCAAUUCGACGCUUCUUCCAUGGUGGCCUGGAGGGAAAAGCAGACCCUAGAGCGGAUGAAAUCGGAGGAAAUUGAGCGUGCCCAGGACCGCUUCACCGACCAAGAAGGCCUCACAUCCCUCGAUAUUUCAGGAGCGCAGGGGGUGGGAGACAGCGGGGUCGCCGUGCUGACCGCACAGUGCCGCCGCCUGCAGUCCUUAAAUAUGUCCGGUGCCUCUCGGGUCACAGACGUUGCCAUCCGCUCCCUCGCCGUGAAUUGCACCGGAUUAACCCAGCUCAACCUCAGCGGGUGCCUCGCGAUCUGUGGACCUGGACUCGCGGCCGUGGGAGAGUGCUGCCCGAAACUGGUGCACCUCGAUUUAUCCGAUUGCAAGCAGAUUGGGCACUGGGUUCUGACGAGACUGUUUCGGGGGUGCCGUGCGCUCGAGACGCUGUCGCUGGCGCGCUGCUCCCGGGUGGGAGACGAGGAGCUCAAAGAGCUCGGGGUGGGGUGCCGCGGACUCGUACGCCUAGACCUGAAAGACUGCAACCAGGUGUCCGAUACCGGCCUGCUGGAGGUGGCAAGGCGUUGCAGUUCGCUGACCGUCCUGGAGUUGUCACGUUCAGAGCUGCCCUUCAAGGUUGGCGAUGUUACGCUGAUGGCUCUGGGUGAGGGUUGCCCCGAACUCCAGUGGCUUAGCGUGAAGGGUUGCGACGGUGUAACGGAUGUUGGCCUUGCGUGGAUGUCCAGCGGCUGCCCUGCGCUGGAAUAUCUGGAUGUGUCUGGUUGCGUCAAGGUUUCAAACGCGGGAGUCACAAGCCUCUGCGAGAGGUGCCCCCUGCUCGAGCAUCUCGGGAUGGCGUCCCUGAAGCACGUCACCGACAUCGGCGUGGCCAGGCUCGGUAGCUCGUGCACGAGGCUGACACACCUGGACUUGUCCGGGAUCGUCAACCUUUCCGACGGCAUGCAGAGAGACUUCGCCCUCACGGGGGUCCAGGCACUCGCAAAAGGCUGCACAGGACUGCAAACGCUAGUCCUAGACGGGUGCUUCCAGAUCUCCAAGACCGCGCUCCGGUCUGUGGGCGGCGGGCUGCGCUCACUCAAGCGGCUGUCUCUGGCCCGGUGUCCGGGUCUUUCCCAGGAAGGCAUGGCUGCUGUGGCGAAAGGUUGCCCAAACUUAACGGAACUGAACCUCCCUAAUUGCGGGAGCGCAGUGACCGACGCUGCCGUUGCGUCGUUCGCGAGGGGUUGUCGACGCCUUCGAAGGCUGUGCCUGAGGGGAGUUGUAGGCGUACCACCCCCCCUCGGCGCGCCAGGAAUCCUUGCCGUGUGCAGCCUCUGUCGAGACCUGGAACUGUUGGACCUUCGAGAGGUGUUGAGCCUGGAAGAUUCGGCCCUGGUCGGGUUCCACGACCACCAGAUGGAGAAGCUUGAGAAAGUCGUCCUGAUGGAUUGUCCCAAGAUCACCGGAGCCGGGGUGCAGUGGCUGGUGGCGGGAUGCCCGGCGUUGUCCUCUCUUAACCUGAAGGGCACCAAGGCCACGCUUACGGCGCUCAACAUCAUCAAGGAGCGCUACCCGUACAGCCGCAUAAAGGUCGGAGACAAGUUCUUCGGAUUGUCUCCCCUACCCAAGAUGAGGGAGCGAAUCGCGAUAAAGGAGUACGCCUCGCUGCACAUGGGGGCUAGGAAGAUACAAGGUUGUUUCAGGACGAUGAAGGCGAGGAAGGAGGUGAGGGCCCGACGGGUCCGUGCACAAGAAGAAAAGGCUGCACGCAUGGUCACCAGAGCGCUGCGCAGAAAGCAGGGCAAGGCCAAGCUGCAGGCGCUACGGUUGCUCAAGAACCGCGAAGCUAGCGCCGCUAUAGUGUUGCAGAAACUCUGGAGAAAAGCUAUUGCAAGGAUGUGCGCGAGUCGUCUUAGAAGGGAAGAGCGCGAGCGAGCACGCCGAGCAACCACAAUCCAGCGGAGAUAUCGGGGCGUGCUAGGAAGGAGGAAGGCAUGCCGUCGACGAGUGGAGAGGGCGGAGCAGAGGAAGAGGGAGGUGGCGGCUUCGCGCAUGAUUCAGCAGAGGUUUAGGAUGCACAGGGCAAAGGUAAAGUGUACCACGCUCCGCGAGCAAGCGGAGCGCCUCCGAAGAAAGCGAGACAAGAGCACGAGGGUGCUGCAGCGGCGAUGGCGGUCCUACCGCGCCAGACAGGAGCUGGAGAGGCUGAAGCACCUCCUGCGGCUCGAGAAGGCCAGGAAGAAGGCCGCCGCCACGUGCAUACAGAAGUUCGUGAGGGUGUCUCGCUGUAGAAAACUCCUGGAGCAGAAGCGCAGAGAGCGGGCGCACAGGCACGCCUCCACAACUACUAUCCAGCGGCACUAUCGCGGGGUAAUUGCAAGGGUGCACUACGUGAUACUCUGCGAGAAGCGGCAGGUGGAGAGGGAGAAAGGCGCAGCACUGAGGUUGCAGUGCUGGCAGCGCUUGAUCACCAGCAAGGCGUUGUGUGGAGUGCUUGCCAUGAACAAGCAGCUUCGGCAGGUCCGGGAGCAAAACGGAGCUAAGACAAUACAGCAGUACUACCGGCGGUACAGGGUAAGGGUGGAGGCCGAGGCCCGCAAGAAGAACCACGAGGACGAAGUGCGGGCGAUGUCCAGGCUAGAGGACUGGGCAGCGACUCAAAUACAGGUUUCUGGAGAGAUACGGUGGAGGCGGCCGCAAGACUUCUUGGAACUUCUCCCUCGGCCAUCCUGCGGAGAUUGCUGCCUAUUCGAGGCCUUCAGCGAGUGCGCCGACUGUGGAGAAUUCUUCUGCUCCGCUUGUUACCGCAAGGUGCAUGGGGGAGGAAAACGACUCCAUCACGAGUUCCGCGCUCUUUACGACUACUACGGAAAGAGGGUCGACUAUGGAGAGGGGGAGUUCCCGUCUUGUUGGCCAACCGACGUGCUACAGGACGACGAGAAUGGAUGGCAGCUCCGGGUGGCGCCCGAGAGGGAGCCAGCGGAGGAGAGGGGAGACUGGACAAGGUACACGGCGGAGGCUGGUGGCGACAGCGCUGACGGGAGUGCCUAUCCCGGAGAAGACCUGUACUACAAUGCUGUCACAGGCGAAUCGUCCUACCAGGCCCCUGCCGAAUGGGACUGGUUGGAGACACAGGCUCUGGAGACCUCGUUCUUCGACGUCGAGCCGUCAGAAGAGGCUGCUAAUGACAGCAGCGCCAGUUGGAGCAAUGACAUGAGCCAGGCGAGAUUUGUGGUGACUGUGUACCGGAUAGAAGUACAGGUUACCACAGAACGCCCAGCAAUGCUCUUGGUACCUCUCGCAGGACGCAAAUGCCCGGCGACGCGCGAGGGUGACCGGAGACUCCUCGUAUUUCUAUAG
Ectocarpus siliculosus is the source of this 3447-nucleotide messenger RNA. The record is from the annotation of a GenBank genome assembly. Lineage: Eukaryota; Phaeophyceae; Ectocarpales; Ectocarpaceae.